Messenger RNA from Notolabrus celidotus (New Zealand spotty), 3537 nucleotides. It is a transcript of the gene hs3st4, whose product is annotated as heparan sulfate (glucosamine) 3-O-sulfotransferase 4. Lineage: Eukaryota; Metazoa; Chordata; Actinopteri; Labriformes; Labridae. The record is from RefSeq and is a predicted model, not a curated record. The transcript has 2 exons. The coding region runs from base 823 to 2076 and encodes 417 amino acids. Gene Ontology annotation, molecular function: [heparan sulfate]-glucosamine 3-sulfotransferase activity.
UUCAGAUGAGGAAAUCGGACGUUUAUAGCCCUACUUGUGCACGGAUAGAGGAGGAAAAAAAGUGGGUGUACACAAGUUGUGCUGUGUGGCUCCACAGUGCUUCAGUUCAGAUGAGCUCACCCAGCCGAUGCGCACAUCGUAGGAGCCGAGCAAUGUGAGAAGAGCGCGAGGACGGCGAGCUGCAGCCGUGUAGACAGAGGGAAGAGUGGAUGUUUUUUGCGCAAAAGGUUGCCUACUUUGCACUACACAAAGUCCACAGAGAAAGAGAGAGAGGGGGAGAGCGUAAGGGACUGCUGGAGAGAGUCAAUGGAUUUGUAGAUUGCCUGGAUGGAUGUGAAUCCACUCUUGUAUCGCGGACUGGACUGGACGAGAAAAAGCACACUUUGAACACUUCAUUUUCUUCUUGUUUAUAUUUCUCUUUCUUUACAAAAUGCCAGGAUUUCCUUCAUCAUCACACUCAGUCCAAUUCAAGCCAGGCUGCUCAUUUGGAAGGAUGCCAGACCUCCAGCCUCUCAAAUCUGCAAGUUCAGUCCAAUAAAUUGUGACAUUGUCUGUCAGCCUUUGGAAUAAGAAAUCGAUACUGAAGAAAAGGGGACGCGAUAUUCUUCCGGAAUUUUAACGAUCUGUUUCCUCAGCUAUCCUUAUAAAUAUGCGAUUUUGCUUGGAAUAGCUUGGUUCGGUCCAGCUUCACGCUUUUUUUUUCUUUCAAAGCUGGAGCAGCGCUGAUAGUGACUGAUUAUUGCUGUUGAUUUUUUUGUCCAUGCAAGACUCGGGGUGGAAACAUGUCUGGCCACUUCUUUGAGGGGAUCACUGCUAUCAGAUAUGGCAUUUUGGUCCAGCACUUCAGUUUUUACGUCUAAAGUGCCCAGGAAAAUCUUAUUCAUGUUCACCCUCUCCCUCUCUGUCACCUACUUGUUCUACAGCUUGAUGAGCUGCUACAACUCGCUGCAGUUCCCCCUGCAAGAGAACUACGCGUAUCAGGGGAGGCUGGUGACGGAGGAGGCAACUUUUGUGACAUUGAGGGAGAAACUUUACUCAGCGUCUCCGGGCUUGAACCAAUUCGCUGAGGCCGAGGGGACCACCGUGGUGUCCGGCGUGAAGGAGCAUGCCGAGGCCGAGCAGAGGACCGUGGAGUGGAUUAGGACUCAGGCGUCUCCGACGAAAUCUGCGGCGGCGGUUUAUCACACCAGCGCGCAGGAAAGGGAGCACCAGGAAUUCAGCACCACGGACAGCGAACUCAGGGUGAACUGCACCAUGGAUUACGGAGAGAAGAAACUUCCCCAAGCCAUCAUCAUCGGGGUGAAGAAAGGGGGGACCCGAGCCCUACUGGAGGCUCUCAGGGUGCACCCCGACGUCAGAGCCGUGGGGAACGAACCCCAUUUCUUUGAUAGGAACUACGAGAGGGGGCUGGACUGGUACCGAGACCUGAUGCCUUCAACGCUGGAGGGGCAGAUCACCAUGGAGAAGACACCCAGCUACUUUGUGACUAACCAUGCCCCGAAGCGCAUCCACACCAUGGCCAGGGACAUCAAGCUUAUUAUUGUGGUGCGUAAUCCUGUCACCAGAGCCAUUUCAGACUACACGCAGACUUUGUCCAAGAAACCAGAGAUCCCCACCUUUGAGGUUCUGGCUUUCAAGAACCGGACGCUGGGUCUUAUAGAUGCUUCGUGGAGCGCGCUGCGUAUCGGAAUAUAUGCGCUCCACUUGGAGAGCUGGAUGCAGUAUUUCCCUCUAUCUCAAAUGCACUUUGUAAGCGGGGAGAGGCUUAUCGUGGAUCCCGCUGGGGAGAUGGCCAAAGUGCAGGACUUCUUGGGCCUCAAACGGAUUGUCACGGACAAACACUUUUACUUCAAUAAGACUAAAGGAUUUCCUUGUCUGAAGAAGCCUGAGGACAGCAGCACUCCCAGAUGCCUCGGCAAAUCGAAAGGGAGAACUCACCCUAAAAUCGACCCGGAUGUGAUCCGCCGUCUGCACAAGUUCUACAAACCCUUUAACAUGAUGUUCUACCAAAUGACCGGCCAGAACUUUGAGUGGGAGCUGGAGGAGGACAGUGAACCUCACAGCUCUCAGGACUAAGCGGCAGACUGCGGCAUGGCAACGGCUUUUCGCCACACCACCAGCCUUCAAAACUAAAACUAUUGUCUCACUCCGUCUACAGAGAGAGUGCUCGAGCACGCCAAUCAAUCAUGGCCGUCUUUGCAGUGUCUGUAUCCAUUAGCAAGAGUUUACUGAAAUGCUUUUUCUCUCCUUCAAUACUAAUGUCGUUGAUGAUGGCGAAUCGUUAUUGUACAUACCAAACAUAAAAUAUAUUUAUAUUUGUGAAAAGGAGAUGAUUUAUUCAUUUUGUUUUUAAAAGCAUAGAGCUGAUAUAAAAAUCCUGUCGACUAUGGCAAUGCAUGCGAUGAGUUAAGUGUCCUUACCUCAUGAGCCCUAAGGGCAAAUCUGCCUGUUUCUUCUCCCUUUACUUUCCUGCAGUUUGUUGCCCUCACGCCCACUCACCAGCACUCAGUACAAAAAGAUAUUCUAUUUCAAUGGCUGAGGCCAUGAAGAGCUCUGUAUUAUGUCUUUUCACACUGUCCAGCUGCUUUAGAAGAGAGAGAAAAUCAUAGACACACAGUCCAGUAAUCCUUUGACAUGUGCUCAUCCCUUCGUUCGUCCAUAAUGUGAGUGGAGACAAUCCUUUUCUUUUUGUCAGUCUGAGUUUACCAAAGUGUUAAUUUCCUCUGUGUCAGUCCUCUGGUUGCUCUGCGCUCAUUAAUUGCACACAUAUUCAAUAAGGGAGCUGAUGUACAGUGACCAUCAGUCAAUAAUUGGAUUGUUUCGCUGCAUAGCUGCACAUUAGCAUACUGAUGACCACGCACUCAGAUGUGCUGCAGUAUCAGUGGUUUUGGCAUAAUUUGACAAAUGAAUCCAUGUCCUACAAAUAUCAAGGGUUAGCUGUGGAUCAAAACAAUGCCGCAUCUUGACAAAAACAAUUUCCUGUCGCCACCCGCAAAACUGUCCGUUAACUCCUCCAGUCCUUGACUGUUUCUCCCGGGCGACCCUCCCCCUUGUCGCAGUAAUACAUGUCAAUGAGGGUGAAGAACAACAGUGCAGGACCGAGCAGAAGUUUGUUAAGCAACAUCUGCUGCCACGCGGUCUUCUGUCGUUAGAGAUUAAUGGCGUGUUAAAUAAACUGCUGCUGCUGGAACAAUGUCAAUGUCAGAGAGAAUUUGCUGUGAAGGAAAAAAACAAAGCUACAUACAUGCCCAGGUAGAUUACAAAGCCAUUACUGUUUGUACUUAACUUGAAUGAGAUGAUGUGUGCUAGGGAAAUGUGCUGUAACCAGAGGUUUACUACCAAACACUUGGGGUGGAUGUUUGUGUGGAAAACACUUGCAGGGUUUUUCUGCUGUGAAAUGCUCCUUUACAACGUCAUAUCUGCUCUAUUAUUUUUCAUUCUGCAUAACUCGCUGUGCGUCUGUCUGUUGUCUCUGGACUUUUCAUCAAUUGAGACAAUCAAUACAGUCAAUGAGUCAAUAAAUACAGUCUGCUCCAC